This is a messenger RNA of Monopterus albus (swamp eel), 1544 nucleotides long. It is a transcript of the gene tcf23, whose product is annotated as transcription factor 23. The coding region runs from base 504 to 1127 and encodes 207 amino acids. Lineage: Eukaryota; Metazoa; Chordata; Actinopteri; Synbranchiformes; Synbranchidae. The record is from RefSeq and is a predicted model, not a curated record. The transcript has 4 exons. Gene Ontology annotation, biological process: developmental process; regulation of transcription by RNA polymerase II. Gene Ontology annotation, molecular function: DNA-binding transcription factor activity, RNA polymerase II-specific; protein dimerization activity; RNA polymerase II transcription regulatory region sequence-specific DNA binding.
CCUCACCCGAUAAGGAAACAAGCAGAGGGAGAAGGAGAGGCAGAGAGAGAGAGAGGGUCAGACGGGGAGGAAGUCUCUGGAUGAACACUAAUGCGCAGUGAAGCAGCCAGUAAUUGUGGGGUUCUCACCAUUUGUUUGGGGGUCUGGGUGGAACUGGGGUGCCACAGAGGCCUGGUGAACUUUGGAAAGAAGCCUGGAGGUGCUUGAAUAGAAGAGUCCUUAGCAGCUACAAAAACAGUGAUGACAGAAUAGACUUGUGCAUUUCCUGAGAUUAGAUGAUUAAUCUCAGCUGCUAUGUCUCGAUGAGGCUUAAAGAAGCUUUCAGACUAAAUGGAAAGAUGAACUCAGACUGUAUAUUCUGUAGUGUACUUAUCAACAUACUUAGUAGAUGAUACUUUUACAAUCUUCAAUACAGAAAAGUAAUCUUUCAUCCAGCUAAUGAAAGUAGACUGAACAAAAGUGAUUUCAGUUCUCAAGACUGCUACACCACGUCGGCAGCAUCCAUGGCAGUCAGUCCUCUGCAAGGUCUCAUGUCGGUCGCAGUGAACCACCAGCUGGUUUCCAGCUCCACAAUGGAGCCGCAGAACCGACAGCCUCAUGCAGCCAGCAGCCGAGCAUCCCUGCAGGGACACAGCCAGAGUGCACGCAGCGGCCGGGAGCCCAGGAAGUGGGUACAGUCUAUAUGUGGGUCCAGAUCACACUCUGGUUCUGGUUGUGGGUCUGUGGUGCAGUCCAGGAUGACGAGGAGUCAACACUCCCCAGAAAAUGCAGCACGAGAAAGGAGCCGCGUGCGCAACCUGCGGCAGGCCUUCCACAGCUUGCAGGCUGCUCUGCCCUCAGUCCCGCCUGACACCAAGUUAUCCAAGCUGGAUGUUCUGGUUCUGGCUACCAACUAUAUAGCCUAUCUAACAGAGACCCUGGACCAGGGAGGUGCGCUGGCUGAGCACACCAUGCAGUCCAGGCCAGGCGGAUACCUGCAUCCUGUGAAGAAGUGGCCCAUGCGUUCCCUGCUCUACUGUGGCAGUGUGGGAGAGCUGCUAUCAGGAGUCUCAGCCAAUCAGAUGCCCCCACCUGGACGGGAUGGAGCACAACCUUUGACCGCCACCUUAGAAACAGACAAAGAAUGAUAGCAGAACAUGUGUCUUAACUUUCGCCCAGUCGCUUAUCUAUAAUCUCAACAAGCCAUGCAGCUACUACUGAUGGAAAACUGUCCGCUGCAUACUGUUGCUGUAGUUGGAAAUGCAUGAAACUAAUAGAAGCAAAUAAAAGAGGAAGACACAUACAGGUAAACACACAGCACACAGAGAUUUGUUUUUCCUCUUGCUGAAAAUAUUCCAUCAUUAUCUGAGCAUUAGAUAACAGGCUGUCAGGAACAGAUUUAAUAUGAGGAAAUGAAAAGGCUGCUUACACCACAAAUCACUACAUGAAGGAACACUGCGUAACCUAUUAACAUGAUUUAAAGAUUGUACAGUGUUUUUGUUUAAUUUUUUUAGAUGGUACUUUCACUGUGAAUAACAGUUCAAUCGCCUGUUUGUGUGUGUGUG